AAUGAGUAGGUGUAUCCUAACUUUUGACUGGUACUGUACAUGUGAUGACAUAAGCAUUUAUCGGGGACCACUUUUGGCUACUUUCAGAACUACUGGCUAAAAAGUAAUAUACAAAAGUACUGGAGAAUCUUUCUAAACUGACCAGGGUUGUAAUUACACCUGUCAUCGAUGUAUUUGUGAUAGACCGUAAUUUCCAACCACUGCAGUUUUUUAAAUGCUUUAGUCUGACCUGGAGGUGAGGUUGUUGACCUGAUGUAGCCUAUGUGCCAUUUCUGUUUUAAAUGCAGCUACCAAUCCAAAUGUGUUGAAGCCGGUUUAGGAUAAUACUUUGUGUAACGGUUGAAUGGUGUUCAAGGUUAGUCAGGAUUUAAAAAAUUAUAAUAAAUGAAUAAAAACGGGUACCAUCGCGCUCUACCAUAAUCCCGAUAGUCUUAGUUUCUAAAGUCAGGCUUUUGGCAUAAGUUCAUGUCAGCCUGACCAACUUUUCCAUUGUCCCUCAAAUUUAAUUGCGCUUUUGUUGGCAUUUGAGUUAAACUAUUUAGCCUGCUUAUAGUGGAAAUUCAUAAUUUUUAUGUUAGCUUUGGUUUCGCUGCAUGUUUUAAGGUGACAUUAUUUUAGGUGCAAAAAAAGUCUGAAAUCACAAAUGCUCAUAUUCCAGCCAUCUUUCUAAGCGAUACAAAAUUAAUCUGUACAGGCGCAGUCUGGUUGAAAGGCCCUGUGUGUGUGUUAAAGCUAACAUAUUAAGGAAUAAGGACACAAGCUUUUAAUCGAUGAUUAAAACGCCAAUGCAAGCCUGUCCAAUUUCAGUGUUCUCCUCGGUCAGUUAGAUUUUCUUAGCUAUUUUGUUGCUUAGAGGGAAGAAUAAGGCUGGUCUUUGUAUUGUGUUCAGGGGUAGCCUAGUCAAACAGAGUUACGGAAAAACCAAUUGGGUUGAGCUGUCUUUUUACCUCUUCCAGGAGUUGAGUUGUUUACCUAUGAGUCAUACAAGGAGGCGGAGCCUGUCUCCCUCUGGACUGGAAUGUACUAUAGGCCUAGGCAUUGCAUAUUUCCUCUGUAAAGCACCUUUAUGGGAGGAGAGGGUGGAGUUAAAGAUGGAGAAGGUUUAGCCACUAGCCAGCCAAAACAGGGAACUACUGUGCACUCUAAUGUGAAACACACACUAAGCCUGGGUUUUUUACUCUAACUGGGUCAAUCAGAGCAUAUCAAUUAGGCAAAAUAAAUGUUGGCUACUUUGACACAAAUACAAUAGCUCUACGUUAUUCCAUUGGCUGUUGGUUGAAACACGGUGCUUGCUUGCACCACCAAAGUAGUGGAUUAGAUUCUUUCAUUAGCCAUAUACUGAACAAUUAACAGUACUAAAAGAUGUAGACUGCGUUGGGAAACGACCUUGGCAAAAAAUGACGUUACUAACUGUUUCCCAGGCUCCCAAUCUUAACCUUACAAGAAGCCAUUUACAUGUAGCUGUACACAACUGCAAAGCCACCUCCUACUCCCUCACACGUCGCUUCAUGGGGGAGGCCAUUGGACCGCUGGCUUUUUUUCUUUUUUUUAACCAAUGUUUAUUUUAAGACUCAACUCUCUCCCCGGAGUGAGAUUAGGUCCCAUUCUUGUCUCCUGUGACCUCACAGAGCGCGAGGCUAAGCAGGAUUUUGUUGUCCCUCAGACGGUUUGUGUGUGUGUGUGUGUGUCUGUCUGUCUGUGAGAUUGGGAAGGGUUGGACAGAGAGAGUAUGUGUCCAACUUACUUUUGCUUUUGAGUCACCCAGACAUGUUGCUGUUGUAGAGGAUGACUGUUUUUAGAAAAGAGAGAACUUUACUUAUGUUAUUGUGAUGAGAGGAAGAACAAAGCAGAACUUCAAAACAUGCAUGGACGGGCUUCUGUUGCAGAUGUGAUGGAGACAAUGUUGAUGGAAAUUGAUGAUGUGAUGGGUGAUGCCAGGGGCCAGCUGGUGUCGGAGCGGCUGGGCCUGGGCCACAAUCUGGACCUGUCGGACACCAUGGUGCAGCAGAAGCUGGACGAGAUCAAGGAGCAGAUCCGCCGCGAGAUUCGCAAGGAGCUGAAAAUCAAGGAGGGCGCGGAGAACCUGCGCAAGGUCACCACAGACAAGAAGAGCCUGGCCUACGUGGACAACAUGCUGAAGAAGUCCAACAAGAAGGUGGAGGAGCUCCACCAGGAGCUCCAGGAGCUCAAUGCCCACAUCGUGGUCAAGGACCCCGAUGAACUGCUAGAGUGCCCUUUGACCCCGGACACCCCGGCCAGUGAGAUAAGGAUGUGCACCAGCAGCAGCCGCCUGGCCGCCCUGAAGAAGCAGAACGACAUUGAGCUAAAGGUCAAGCAGGGGGCGGAGAACAUGAUCCAGAUGUACUCCAAUGGCUCCUCCAAGGACCGGAAAUUGUUAGCGACUGCUCAACAGAUGCUCCAGGACAGCAAAACAAAGAUCGAGUUCAUCAGGAUGCAGAUCCUCAAAGGCAGCCAGGCCAGCGAGUUGAGCUUUGACAACAACGACGUCAUGGCCAAGCCAAUCAUCAGCCCGUUGGACCUACGGGUGGAGGAGCUGUGUCACCACGCCAGGAUAGAGUCAGCCGUGGCCGAGGGUGCCAAGAAUGUCAUGAAGCUCCUGGGCUCUGGCAAGGUCACAGAGAAGAGGGCACACUCAGAGGCCCAGGCCCGCUUCAACGAGUCCAGUCAGAAGCUGGACCUGCUCAAGUACUCCCUGGAGGAGAGGCUGAGCGAGCUGCCCAAAAACCACCCUCGCAGCAGCAGCAUAGUGGAGGAGCUGUCCCUUAUGGCCUCGCCCACCCUCAGCCCGCGCUCCAGCAUCAUCUCCACCCAGAACCAGUACAGUACCGUGGCCAAGCCCGCCGCGCUCACAGGCACAUUAGACGUCAGACUCAUGGGCUGCCAGGACCUGCUUGAGAACGUUCCAGGUCGUUCAAAAGCCGGUUCCGUGCCACUGCCUGGCUGGAGCCCCAGCGAGACCCGCUCCUCCUUCAUGAGCCGGGGGAACCGCAACCGAGGCGCCAGUGCACGGAACCUCUCCAAGAGUGAAGAUCUCUCUUAUGAGAUCAGUGCUGUGCUGAAGUUGGACAACACAGUGGUGGGACAGACCAGCUGGAGACCUGUCAGUAACCAGUCAUGGGAUCAGAAGUUUACACUGGAGCUAGACAGGUCUCGUGAGCUGGAGAUCUCGGUGUACUGGAGAGACUGGCGCUCGCUUUGUGCCGUCAAGUUCCUGCGACUGGAGGACUUCCUGGACAACCAGCGUCACGGCAUGUGUCUCUACCUGGAGCCCCAGGGAACCCUGUUUGCAGAGGUCACAUUUUUCAACCCUGUCAUUGAGAGGCGACCCAAACUGCAGAGACAAAAAAAGAUAUUCUCAAAGCAGCAAGGGAAGACGUUCCUGCGUGCUCCUCAGAUGAACAUCAACAUCGCCACCUGGGGCCGCCUGGUCAGAAGGGCCAUACCUACAGUCAGCACUAACUCCUACAGCCCACAGGUGCCUGAGAUCGGGCCCAGCAGUCUUCCGGGAUCUCCAACACCCACCAGUGACAUUAGUGACCCGUUGGUGACCAAGCUGGACUUUGACAAAGAGCCCACCUCAGGACCCAAGCACUACCCUUUACCCGUUGGCAUCAGAGAACCACUGGUACAGGACAACAAACUGCCCGACAAGGAGGAAGUACAGGAUGCACUGGCAUCGUUUGACUUCUUGAACAAGAGGAACAGCAUAGCGGUGAAGUCGUCAGACCUUGACAGGCGAGACAAUGUAGUAGAGCCGGAGAUCCAGCCUCCAGACCUGGAGCUCACAGCCAUACAGAAUGACACAGAGAUAAGGGAAGAAGAGCAAUUUCAGUUUAGUCUCAAAGACUUCAAAUGUGUUGCAGUCCUUGGUCGUGGUCAUUUCGGAAAGGUAUUGUUAGCCGAGUAUAAAAGCACGGGAGAGAUGUUUGCCAUCAAAGCCCUGAAGAAAGGAGACAUUGUGGCUCGUGACGAGGUGGACAGUCUGAUGUGUGAGAAACGUAUCUUUGAGACGGUGAACAGCGUGCGCCAUCCGUUCCUGGUCAACCUCUUCGCCUGCUUCCAGACGCAGGAGCACGUGUGCUUCGUCAUGGAGUACGCAGCCGGGGGAGACCUGAUGAUGCACAUCCACGCUGACGUCUUCUCCGAGCCCAGGGCCAUAUUUUAUGCAGCUUGUGUCGUAUUGGGAUUACAGUUUUUACAUGAACAUGAGAUUGUGUACAGAGAUCUGAAGCUUGACAAUCUGCUAUUGGACACUGAGGGCUAUGUAAAAAUCGCUGACUUUGGCCUUUGCAAAGAGGGAAUGGGGUUCAGGGACCGCACCAGUACGUUCUGUGGCACGCCAGAGUUCCUGGCCCCCGAGGUUCUGACGGAGACGUCGUACACGCGUGCUGUGGACUGGUGGGGUCUGGGGGUCCUCAUCUUUGAGAUGCUGGUUGGAGAGUCUCCCUUCCCCGGGGAUGAUGAAGAGGAGGUGUUUGACAGCAUCGUCAACGAUGAAGUCCGCUACCCAAGGUUCCUCUCAACGGAGGCUAUCUCCGUCAUGAGAAGGCUUUUGAGGAGGAGUCCAGAAAGACGUCUGGGGGCAGGAGAGCGAGACGCAGAGGAAGUCAAAAAACAUCUGUUCUUCAGAAAUAUGGAUUGGAACGGACUACUGGCCAAGAAGGUUAAGCCUCCAUUUGUCCCGAUCAUCCAGGACUCCAACGACGUCAGCAACUUCGAUGACGAAUUUACCUCAGAAGCGCCCAUCCUGACCCCACCCAGAGAACCAAGGGCGCUCAGCGGGGACGAGCAGGACAUGUUCUCUGACUUUGACUACAUCGCCGACUGGUGUUAGCCCCCCCUUCUCCCUCCUCCUCCAAAUGUGUUGAACAAACACACACUGUGAACCAACCAACACAGCGCUGACUGACUGUAGCUCACCAUUUUUAAAACGCCUCUUUUCCAAACCAACGUAGCAAGACAGGGGAACAAACGGCACUCUGCCAUUUAAAGACCCCCCCCCCCCCGCUCCCACAACUGAACCCCCGAGGGUAUUCUUUAACAGAAAGAGAACAACAUUUCUCUUCUCUUUAGAAACUUUGGGGGGGAAAAGAGGAGGAGUGAGGCCUCCAGCGCAGGUCGUGUCUAUUGUCUGACCACUGAGAAUGUUGUCAAGUGAACUCUGUCAAAGGAAAUGCCGGCAAUGUAACCGUGAUAUUGAAUAACAUGAUUGUUCCGUUUUUUUGAUCAUGUACAGAAUAGUAUUCCUCUGUGUUUUUAACAAGUCAUUUCGCAAACCCACUGCCAUAACUAAAUGACUUAUCUCUCUGUAAGGGUUAACAUGUAUGCCAUGUUGUAUUACGAAUUAUGAGCGCUUUGAGCAUUUUUAUCACUGAACCGUCACUUAAGGUUAAAGACAACAAACAUCUUGACUACUACUGCCUCGUCACUUGAAACCCAAGGAAGGUCUCCUUUUUAGUUUAUCCUGGUCUCUCUGCUCCAGUUGUUUAUUUUUAUUUUUUAAAGAUGCCUUAAAAUCUUCCUGUUUCUACCAAAGCGUAGAGCUAUGUCUAAGAACAGAGCCCAGAAAAAAGUUAUUUUUAAACGGAUGAUCAUUACACAAAAGCAGUGCAUCCAGUGUUAGUCCUCGUGGUAUUACAGAAACUCUGUCCCUCAUGUACUGUGCCCAUGCCAGUUUCACAUGAGCUUUAACUGUAUCGUUUUAAUGGGUUUCUUUAUGUAGUGCUGUAUGGUUGUUGAAAUACAGUAUCCUUAUUGCGGUAGAACAGUUUUAGACUACACAGCAUACCACACAUCAACGGAGACGGCACCGUUUUAAACGUGGUCAUUUGUAAGGAGCGCGCGCACACUACGGAGACCUAUCCUGACAUGGCUCCUUCUGGUGGAUUUCUAGCACCAAAAAGCAGUGGCCAUAUGUAUCAAGCGUCUCGGAGAAAAGUGCCGAUUUAGGAUCAGUUUUGCCUUUUGGAUUACAAAUAAUUUUAUAUGGACAAGGGGACCUGAUCCAGAAUCAGCACUCCUACUCUGAGACCCUUGAUGUAUACGGCCCCAGAUCUAAUUCUUGAGGGGUAACAAUGCAUUCAGCUAGCAAUGUUGUACUCUUGAGGGUAGAAUCAAUUCCUCUAGCAUUUCUAACAGAGUUCGUCAGUUCCAGUCCAAUCGAAUUGAAGCUGAGAGUGAAUUUAGUAUUUCUGUUGACUUUCCAUUCACUCCCCGAAUUGACUGAGUUGAAAUGGAAUUGAUCCCAACCUCGAUACUGCAAUCAUUCUCUUAACUGAAGAAGAUACAAGAGCAAGGAGAUCUCACAGGCUGCAAUGAUUGGACAUGGUCAAAUGGUGGAUCUGAAGUGACUGAUACAGUACAGCUGAUUACCAAAACCCAUCCCUCCAGUCCUGACAGUGGGACUAUGGAAAAGCGUGAUGAGUGAAGUUGCCUCUUGGUUAAAGUUAGGAUUGGGUAAGUGGAACCUAAUCCUAGGGGAAACUUUUACUCUGGAGUGUAAACUAAACUCAGUGCCAGUUUGUGCAGACAAUAUGUAAAUGAAUCACUACAAGGGAGGGCAGGGUAUAUUUUAUAUAUAUAUAUAUAUAUAUAUGUACACACAAUUAAGCUGAAAGUACUAAUUUUAUCAAGAUAUUUUUUAAUUAUCUAUGUUUAGCGUAAUUAUGAAAAAAGAUUGUACAGUUUUUUGGGGGGAGUGCUGUUUGAGCAUGUUACAAACAUACAACCUUUUUUUAAUGGUACACCACAUUGAAGUUACACAAGACUGUUGAACCUGGUGUAUAGAAGCAUUUUGCAGUCGUCGUUUGUCGCCUAUCAUGAAUGCACAAAUUAAACGUUGUUAGUGGUGCUA
Molecule: messenger RNA, 6874 nt
Organism: Salvelinus fontinalis (brook trout)
Lineage: Eukaryota; Metazoa; Chordata; Actinopteri; Salmoniformes; Salmonidae
Product: serine/threonine-protein kinase N2-like
Exons: 22
Coding region: 1862-4855 (997 amino acids)
Biological process (GO): protein phosphorylation; signal transduction
Molecular function (GO): small GTPase binding; ATP binding; protein serine/threonine kinase activity
Source: RefSeq, a predicted model, not a curated record